Molecule: messenger RNA, 2966 nt
Organism: Hippocampus zosterae (dwarf seahorse)
Lineage: Eukaryota; Metazoa; Chordata; Actinopteri; Syngnathiformes; Syngnathidae
Gene: cavin1a
Product: caveolae associated protein 1a
Exons: 2
Coding region: 237-1436 (399 amino acids)
Biological process (GO): transcription initiation at RNA polymerase I promoter; termination of RNA polymerase I transcription
Cellular component (GO): caveola; cytoplasm
Molecular function (GO): rRNA primary transcript binding
Source: RefSeq, a predicted model, not a curated record
UGGGUGGUUUCACAUGGAACGGAGGCAUUUGAGUGGAGCCACACAUGCCUGAGCGGUGAGAGGCCCAACUCCCCUUGGCUGGCUGGCAUCCCGGAGGCGCAGGCACAGAGUGUUUAGUGAGCAGGAAGAAAAGCAAAGUUCAGAAGGUGUAAACGGGAUCCCGGUGAUUCUUUUUCAAAGGGUGUAUUUUGUCUGUAGAGGUAGUGUGAGCCAUUUGUUUUUGUAGCUGACAAACCAUGGCGGAUACAGGGGUCCAGAAAGAGCACACAGCUCUGUCAGAUGUGCCCUGCGAUGAUGACGACGUUGCCCUGGUAAGCGCCGCCGCAGAGCCAGCGAUGGACGGCGGCAACCCUGUCGAGGAUGGCAAGAGCGAAGCUCAGAUGAAUGGCGUCAUGGUCCUGGCCCUGCUUGACAAGAUCAUCGGCAUGGUGGACCAGAUCCAGCAGACGCAGGCGGGGCUGGAAGGGCGGCAGGAGACCAUGGAGAAGUCGGUGUCCACCAUCCAGGGGGAGAUUUCCAAGCUGUCCAAGAACCAUCUGGGCACGUCCACCACAGUCACUAAGAUGCUGGACAAGGUCCGCAGAGUCAGCGUCAACGUCAAGUCGGUGCGCAGCAACCUGGAGAAGCAGGCGGGCCAGAUUAAGAAGCUAGAAAGCAACGAGAAUGAGCUGCUCAAGAGGCGCAACUUCAAAGUCCUCAUCUACCAGGACCAAAUGAAGGCUGCAAAGAUACCUAAGCCAUCAGAGGCGGUCUCUGAGGACGGGACUGUGGAGGGUCUUCAGCAGAUACCCGAGGACGGCAAGCUCAACUCGGAUGACGAGGUGGAGAUCGAGGAAAUCGUGGAGGAGUCCCGAACCAAGCGCCUGCAGCUCUCCACUAAGAGGCAAGUGGACAGCAUCAAGAAGGCCUUCUCCAAGGAAAAUGUGGAGAAGACCAAGCUGAAGACCAAGGAGAACCUGGAGAAGACCAAGCAGAGGACCCGUGAAAAUCUAGAGAAGACCAGGCAGAAAACCCGCGCCAACCUAGAAAAGACCAAGCACAACCUGGAGCAGAAGAUGAACAAACUCGGCACCCGCAUGACCCCCAAUGUGGAACGCCGGGUCAAGAUGAAGAGCUCCAAGGAGAAAGUGAAGAAGUCCCUCACACCCGACCACACCGUCUACGCCCGCUCCAAGACCAGCGUCUACCGCGUGCCCCCCUUCACCUUCUACGUCAAGAAGAUCCGCGAGGGCGCGGAGGAGGUGGCGGUGGCGGACCCUGCCGCCACGGCUGAGGAGACGGAGGCGGGCGGCGAGGAGAACGGGCUGGGCGUGCACGUGGAUGCGGUGGAGGAGCAGCUGGUAAGCGUCGACAGCCUGGAGAUGGAAGCCAUGCUGAAGGACCCUCAGCUGGUAACAGUGGAGGCAGACCACCUAGAGAAGACCCAGCGUGACUAGAGAAUCCAUCCCAAUAAACGGCAGAGGAAAAACGUAAUCUCCAUGAGGACACAUCAGUAGCCACGAGGACUCGAUGCAAAUAUUCACACCUGUUCCAUUUUUUUUUCUAUGUACCCAAAAGUGUUUCAUAUUCACUUCACUUUUCCACAUUUCAAGGGAAACUAAGCAACGCUAAUAGGUGACACCUUUUUACACAGGACCGGUUAAUGCUUUUCACUUGUUGUUUUCAUGGAUAGAGUGCCAGCUAGGAUAGCAAAAAGGUAUAAAUAUUCUUUGUUGUUGUGAUGUAUAGUAAUAUAUUUGCCAUGUUCGGUAUGCACACGUGUGGCACGAGGGUAACGGAAAGUCGUCUGGAAGGUUUCAGGGUAGGUCUUAGGGUGCUCCUGUGGUCAAAAGUGAGGGUGAGGGGAAAGCAAAGUUGCCAUAACAACAUAACGAUUCUCACAAGGUAAAAGAAAAACAAAUAUAAUAACAUCUCAUUAUGGAUGGACAGUUGAUUAAAUCACCUCAAUUGAUUUUGAACAAAAUUAAAUGAUAUUUUUAAUGCCAUCGUUACUCUAUAUAAGUUCUGAACUUCCCUUUCCAUGUCAUUGUUGUACGCAACGGAAUGCACGGUGGAUAUAAAAAUGAGAACAAAAAGUUAACUCGUUCCAAAAAUGUUUUUCCUCUGUGAUUGGCACCUACAACUGACAACAACUGAAAAUCUGAAAUUAUUUUCAUAGAGGAAGUUUAAAAAACAAACAAAAAAAGAACCAAGCAAAAAAAACCAACAACAACUGAGAUAAUUAUGUUGCACAAGUGCACACACAUCUCAUAACUGGGGAUGUGCGGUUGUGAGGACCUGAAAAAGGUUUCCAUAAUCUGACUGUAACUAUCAUGAACGUAGAGCUAACAGGCAAUGUUCUGGCAUCCACUUUUCCAUCCGUAGGUACACAGUAUCCAUUUCCUAUGCUUAGAUACUGUAGUGUGUGACUGUGACGCCAUUGCGGCUGUUCACAAACCCACUAUGUAGCACAAGAGGCCCUCCAAAUAAUCAAUGAGCUUUAGAAUGAAAUGAAGGAGAGUGCUGCCUUCGAGCAGCUUGCAGAGUACAGAACAAAACAAUGAAUACCAGAAAUAUGAAUGAAUACCAGAAAUAUGAAGUGUGUGCUGAAGUGUGUGUUAUUCUAAUGAGCUGUGAUGCACCCGAUAGCGAUUUAAUUGCACCAAUAAGCAACAAUACAGUAGAAUCAGAAAAGGGCUCAUAUAGUCUUUAUGCAUUACAGUAUUGAAAUAAUCAGUUACUGAUGAGUGUACGGCAAUGUUGCGUGAAUCAAGCAUUGAUUUACCUGUAAAAUAUAGUAUUAAAGUAAGGAAAUCCACAAAAUGCUGUAAGUAAUGUACUCUAAAUAUUGUUUUUCUGAGUGCAUGGCGUCUCGGGGUGGGGGCGGGGGUUCCCCUCACCUGGGCAAACAUGAAAACUGAAAAAAGACAGGAAUCAUACUAUUUAAGCUGUGCCAUUCGAAUAAUAAAGCAUGAAUAUUUUUCUCC